GUUGGUCUUCGUACUUUGUUCCUCUAAGCUCAUCGAACAUCUGCUAGGGAGGAACCGUUUCGUAUUCAGACUCAGCAAAUCGGCUUCCGCCGUCUGUGGCGGCGAAGAUCGCAAGGGUUUUAGAGUGGAGGGGGAAGAUUCAAGAGGCAUGUGAAAUGUAAUAAGAUAUAUGAAGCAAAUCUGUCGCAUCGAGGCAAGAUCUGAUUUUAAUUUUAUUGAAAUUGAAGUUAAUUAUAAUCAAUCAAUCAAGUAUAAACUCUACAGUACGUAAGUGUGGUGAAGUCGAAGAUGUCUGAAAUAAACCCUUCAGUAUUGCCUCAGGAGACUCAACAAAUGUAUCACCAAGCACAUAUAUAUGUAGGCGAAAAAAAUAAAUUAGAGGAUGCUAGUGAUAAACAAGUUAUUAGUGACAAAUCAAUGAUCGAAUCCUAUGAGAUCGUGUACGGCUUGGGUAAUCAAGUUGCCAAAGAAGGGGAUCAGGUCAGAAUCAAGUUUCAACAUCUAAGUGAGAGUGGUGGCGUUGAAUUUGAAAAGGGCCCUCUGGUUCUGACUUUGGGGAAGAAACAAUAUGGUCGAGGAUUUGAUGAUGGGAUUCGCGGAAUGAAAGUGGAGGGAUUCAGAGAACUCAGAAUCCAACCAGAUCUUUGUCCAACGAGCUUUCAUCUGAGACUUCUGAAGAAAAUCAUUGGGAUGCGCAUGCGCUCGAAGAAUAAAAAGAUAUUUCGUGUGGCGCUUUUGGCCAUCUUGGAACGCAAGCCUCUCACUUGAACUCAGUAGAAGAAGCAAGAGCAGAUAAAUGCCAAUUAAGAACCUUAUGAGAAAAUUAAUGCCAAAUCAAGAAUUUUAGCAUUGAAACAUGAGAAAAAGGAAUAUUGAAUUUGGAAACGUUAGUAUUGAAGACAUCCUAAUUUGACAUUAAUAUUUUUAUGGGGUCCUUGCUUGUCAUUCUCUUGAGAUUUUAUGUUGUACAAAAUAGAUGGAUUUCAAUUUUUGAGGAUUUGUUCAAAUUGAGGAUUUGUUCCUAUAUAGUGAAGGCGCAAUGUAGUAAAGAGACUUCUUAACCAUAUGUACAUUAAUCUUGUAUGGUUUGUUGUUAUCUAGAGUAAAAACUCUGGAUGGAUAUUGCUUCUAUAGCAAAAUCUGAAAUAAAUUGCAGAAAACUUUUGCUCAA
Messenger RNA from Prosopis cineraria, 1171 nucleotides. RefSeq lists its product as uncharacterized. Gene Ontology annotation, molecular function: peptidyl-prolyl cis-trans isomerase activity. The record is from RefSeq and is a predicted model, not a curated record. The transcript has 7 exons. The coding region runs from base 289 to 768 and encodes 159 amino acids. NCBI's taxonomy places the organism in Eukaryota, Viridiplantae, Streptophyta, Magnoliopsida, Fabales, Fabaceae.